Molecule: messenger RNA, 1629 nt
Organism: Aphanomyces astaci
Lineage: Eukaryota; Oomycota; Saprolegniomycetes; Saprolegniales; Verrucalvaceae
Exons: 9
Coding region: 32-1564 (510 amino acids)
Source: RefSeq, a predicted model, not a curated record
CCACAGGGACGACGGUUUCGUAUUUGGCGUGAUGCGACGACACGGGUGGUGGCGAGUCGUGCCGUUUGCGUUUGUGGGGAUGGCCGCGGCUGUUGUGGCGGCAGGUGGGAUGCAACAGUGUGGGGGUGGCAUCGCACUGGAGUAUGUUGUCGUGGUCAACACAACGGACCCACUUGGCAUGCUGCUCAGCGACAAGCUGCAUGUGUUGUCCUUUGUCCAGGACGAGAAUGGCCGUGACCGUGUGAUUGAAGCGAGUGGCCUCGUGGAGGUUGGGGACGUCCUUGUGGGGGUGAACGAUCUGUUGACGGACGGCACGGCGCUGUCCCUAGUGGUGGAUUGGAUUCGGGAGGCAGACGUUCCGAAAAAGUUGACAUUCCGAGCGCACAACUCGACCCGUUGCAUUCCCCUCGAGUCUGCCGGGGCGAAUCACGACAUGGAGAGUAUCAAUUUCGUGGUUGCGUCGCAAGGAGACCAGCAAUCCACUCGGAUGUACGCGCUCGCUUCUGAAUUCGGAGACGUGAUUGCUUGCGAGUUGUAUCCUAUUGUGCUGGCAGACCCUGCACACGCAUGCGUUCCACUGAACAACAACGUCACAGGUCGAUUUGUGCUUGUGCAGAGCUCUCGGCAGUGUUCACCGCAUCAACAAGCGUUGGUCGUGGGUCGCCGUGGAGGGUUUGGCGUGGUUUUGGCUCAACACGACGGCAGAAAGAUCGAAAGUAUCCUGAGUCCGCGGGGAUGGAUUGGCACGAUUCGCACGCCCGUGGUGAUGGUGUCGCAAGAAGCAGGGCUCUACUUGGCCGAGUUGGCCGCGAGCGCGACGGCGACUGCCCCCGCGGCUAUUCAAGUCGUGGUCUCCGACACGUGCGCCGAUCGGUUCCGCGACCCCACGGUGGUCGCCAUGACCAUGUCCGAAAAGCACGCGCUGCUCGUGGAAGCGACGUCCGGGGACCUGACGAUUGUGACGCAGGAUGGGCCGCGCACCGCCGAGUUUGUGAAACCCGCCGCGAGCGCUGCGUUGGACUUGGCCCAGCACCCGCUCGUGAUUGUGACAGGCAACCUGUGCCUGCUGACCACGUCAUUGGUGUGGGUGCAAGGGUUCUUUGUCUUGGCUAAAGCGCAUCCUUCCUGCCCCAUUGACCUCCAAAUGGCGAAACUCGUCGAGGGGGGGGCAAAGGGGGUGCUGUGGAGCGUCGAAAAUGCCAACGUGCCGCUGGCCGUCGUGACCAGCGUCAACAUUCCCAUAACAGGUGCAGCAGACUCCACUUUGGCCAUCCCCUGUGUGUUUGUGUCGGGUCAGACGUUCGACUUGAUCAGAUUGUGUGCAGAAGAUGGCCCCGUGUCGAUAGCGUUCGCUGCCAACAAUGCAUAUGCAUCACAAUACAAAGAGCUGCAAGUGUUGGCAGACCCAUCCAACUGGCCCGCCAGUGCGCGGGGGCGCCAUGUCCUCUACCAUCGCAUGCGCAAAGCCAUGGCCGACAGCGACCACAAGUUGGAUGCUCUCGACCAAUGCUACCAAGCAGCCGAGUUGCACCACGAACCUCCAAUUAGUUCCACGAGUACUUGAUCAUAAGUCUCUCAAUAUGCACUAUAUAUAUAUACAUACUCUAGUAACAAAUGACAAUAGCAUGC